Molecule: messenger RNA, 2353 nt
Organism: Ziziphus jujuba (common jujube)
Lineage: Eukaryota; Viridiplantae; Streptophyta; Magnoliopsida; Rosales; Rhamnaceae
Product: synaptotagmin-5
Exons: 13
Coding region: 200-1888 (562 amino acids)
Cellular component (GO): endoplasmic reticulum
Molecular function (GO): lipid binding
Source: RefSeq, a predicted model, not a curated record
AUUAUUAUUUUCUCUUACCCGUCCGUACGAUUUCCCACCAUAAUUCAGCUGCUUCUCUCAACAAACUUAUCUUGUGAUGAGAAAGACCUCCUGAAUCCCCAGAAAACCCCAUCAUCAAAAUUCUCUACGUAAACAUUUCAAAUCCCAUAAACAACUUUUGGGUUCCUCUGUCUUUUUCCACCAAACAAACCAAAAAAACAUGUCAUUUCUCUCUGGUAUGAUCAUUGGCUUCGCCAUUGGUGUCGCCUUGAUCAUCGUCUUCGCUCGUGCCACCAGUUCCCGAUCCAUUCGUCGCUCCGAUUUGGCAAAAACGGUGGCAGCAUUUGCAAGAUUAACAGUCCAAGAUUCAAGAAAACUUCUUCCUAAUGAGUUUUGUCCACCUUGGGUCGUCUUUGUCCAGCGCCAGAAGUUAACUUGGCUGAAUUCCCACCUUCACAAGAUUUGGCCAUAUGUUAAUGAGGCAGCAUCUGAGCUGAUAAAAAACAAUGUGGAGCCUGUACUUGAACAAUAUAGACCAGCUAUACUAUCUUCUCUUAAGUUCUCCAAGUUGACACUUGGUACUGUGGCUCCACAAUUUACAGGAGUUUCCAUUGUUGAAGAGGAAAGUAAUGAAAAAGGAGUAACUAUGGAGCUGGAGAUGCAGUGGGAUGGUAACCCAAAUCUUGUACUUGAUGUUAAAACCAGAGUAGGUGUUGUACUACCUAUACAGGUGAAAAAUAUUGGAUUCACUGGGGUUUUCAGGUUGAUCUUCAAGCCACUUGUUGAUGAGUUUCCUUGUUUUGGAGCAGUUUGUUAUUCCUUGCGUGAAAAGAAAAAACUGGAUUUUAAACUUAAAGUCGUUGGCGGUGAUAUAUCAUCAAUCCCAGGAAUUUCUGAUGCUAUUGAGGAAACAAUACGAGAUGCUGUCGAGGAUUCCAUUUCAUGGCCAGUGCGUAAAAUUGUACCCAUUUUACCUGGGGAUUACAGUGAUCUGGAGUUGAAGCCUGUUGGGACGCUAGAGGUGAAGCUUGUGCAAGCAAAGAACCUGACAAACAAAGACUUAGUUGGGAAAUCAGAUCCUUAUGCUGUGUUAUUCAUACGCCCACUUCGUGAAAAAACGAAAACCAGUAAAACAAUUAACAACCAAUUGAAUCCAAUCUGGAAUGAGCAUUAUGAGUUUAUAGUUGACGAUGUAUCGACUCAACACUUGACCGUAAGAAUAUUUGACGAUGAAGGGAUUCAGGCUUCUGAAUUCAUUGGCUGUGCUCAAGUAGCUCUGAGGGACCUCGAGCCGGGUAAAGUGAAGGUUGUGUGGUUAAAACUAGUCAAGGACUUGGAGAUCCAGAGAGAUACUAAAGACAGGGGUCAGGUGCAUUUGGAACUUUUGUACUGUCCUUUUGGUGCUGCGAAUACCUUUAAAAACCCUUUCAACCCUGAUUUUGCAUUAACCUCUUUGGAGAAGGCGCUUAAGAGCGAAGCUAAUGGAACAGAACCUGGUCAUAAGAAGAAGAAAGAUGUAAUUGUUAGAGGUGUACUAUCUGUGACGGUCAUAUCCGCCGAAGGCUUGCCACAAGUUGAUUUAAUUGGAAAAGCUGACCCCUAUGUUGUCCUUAUAAUGAAGAAAUCUGAAACAAAAUUCAAGACAAGGGUUCUAACCGAGACCUUGAAUCCGGUUUGGAAUCAAACAUUUGACUUUGUUGUGGAGGAUGCAUUACAUGAUAUGCUAAUCAUCGAGGUCUGGGACCAUGAUACUUUUGGGAAGGAUAAACUGGGAAGAGUAAUCAUGACACUUACUAGGGCCAUACUGGAAGGAGAAUUUCAGGACAGUUUCCCACUUGAAGAUGCAAAAUCAGGAAGGCUUAAUUUGCAUCUAAAGUGGACGCUUCAGCCUAUCUAUCGCGAUUCUUAGUUCGAAGGAAGGCAAUGAUGGAUAUGUUAUCUUUGCUAGAGUUGGCAAGUUCAAAUCAUAUUGCAUUUUAUUCAUUUCUAAGAUUGGACACUACAUGUAGAUGAAUGCUGACCUAUAAAGAAGCUUCAAAGGCUAAAAUUCAUUGGACCAUUUCUCACUGAACUUGAACAGAUUUCAGAAUUUAGUUUCUCUGUAAAAGCCACUCCGAAAAUUGAAGGAAGUCCAAAGGGCAUAGUUUAGAGAUUGAGGGGACCAAGCAACAGUUCUGCCAUGGUAAGAAUUAGAAGGUUAGUAAAGAAGGGGUAUUUUUAUAGCUAAUGUAAUCUUUAACUAGUCAUUUUUUUUAUAAUGAUAAUUAAUCAAGAUGUGGAUAAACAGACUGUAAAUGAUGUAUUGAAAACAUGCAGCUUAGAAUGUGAUGUUAAAAAUUUAAUAGAUUUGUCAGAUAUAAAUUUUCUACUGUCA